Molecule: messenger RNA, 1635 nt
Organism: Babesia sp. Xinjiang
Lineage: Eukaryota; Apicomplexa; Aconoidasida; Piroplasmida; Babesiidae
Product: putative ATP synthase subunit alpha
Exons: 1
Coding region: 1-1635 (544 amino acids)
Biological process (GO): proton transmembrane transport; proton motive force-driven ATP synthesis
Molecular function (GO): ADP binding; ATP binding; proton-transporting ATP synthase activity, rotational mechanism
Source: RefSeq, a predicted model, not a curated record
AUGAAGGCACUAGGAAGACCGGUGCUCCGGACGCUGGCUGCAGCUAUAGCCAGGCGUGCGCCGCACGCAACGAAUGCACGCAGCUUUUCUACUGCCAAAAUCUCACCGGCAGAAAUGUCAAAACUACUGCAAAGCAGAAUUGCAGGAUGGGAUAAACAAAAGGAUGUAGUAGAUGUGGGACAUGUCAUUACUGUAGGUGACGGUAUCGCCCGUGUCUACGGUCUAAAAGAUGUCAAAAUGGGAGAACUUGUAGUGUUUUCAAGCGGUGUCUCAGGAAUGGCACUCAACUUAGAAACCGACAACGUUGGUGUUGUCAUUUUCGGUGAUGACAGAUCUAUCCUAGAAGGUGACAAUGUCAGCAGGACCAACCGUAUCAUCGAUGUACCAGUAGGACCCGAACUUUUAGGACGUGUCCUUGACGCACUAGGAAACCCAAUCGAUGGAAAAGGACCAAUCGAAGCAAAAGAAAGAAAUAGGGUAGAAGUACCAGCACCAGGUAUCAUAGACAGACGCAGUGUAAACGAACCCAUGACAACAGGCAUCAAAUGUGUAGACUCACUAGUACCAAUAGGCAGAGGACAACGUGAACUCAUUAUCGGUGAUAGGCAAACUGGAAAAACAGCAUUAGCUGUUGAUACCAUUAUCAACCAGAAACAACUCAAUGAUGCUAAAGAAGAAAAGGACCGAGUAUAUUGUGUAUACGUAGCCAUCGGACAAAAGAGGUCGACAGUCGCAAGAAUUAUGAAGACACUAGAAGAUAAAGAUGCACUCAAGUACACCACUAUCGUAGCUGCUACAGCUUCAGACUCUGCUCCACUCCAGUUCCUAGCACCAUUCGCAGGAUGUGCCAUGGGAGAAUGGUUCAGGAACUCGGGACGACAUGCUGUCAUUAUAUACGACGAUCUCUCGAAACAAGCCACGGCUUACAGACAAAUGUCACUGUUGCUAAGGAGACCACCAGGAAGAGAAGCUUACCCUGGUGACAUUUUCUACCUUCACAGUCGACUGCUAGAAAGAGCAGCCAAACUGUCAGACAAAAAUGGUGGAGGAAGCCUUACAGCAUUACCAAUUAUCGAAACACAGGCAGGAGAUGUGUCCGCCUAUAUCCCGACAAAUGUUAUCUCGAUCACAGAUGGACAAAUAUUCCUUGAAAGCGAACUUUUCUACAAAGGUAUUAGACCAGCAAUCAAUGUAGGUCUAUCUGUGUCGCGUGUCGGUUCAGCCGCACAAAUUAAGGCCAUGAAACAAGUAUCGGGUACCAUGAAACUAGACCUCGCACAGUUUAGGGAAGUUGCAGCUUUCGCACAAUUCGGUUCUGAUCUUGAUGCCGCUACACAAAAACUAUUAACAAGGGGAACGCUACUUACAGAACUUCUGAAACAACCACAAUAUGCACCCAUGAAAACAGCUAUACAGGUCUGUGUUAUCUACGGUGGUGUCAAGGGACUACUCGACACCAUCGACCCCAAGGAUGUCUCCAAAUUCGAGGCGUUGUUCAUAGAACACCUUACAUCAACACAACAAGAUCUGCUCAAGAAAAUAGAUGUAGAAGGACAAUUGUCACCAGAAACCGAAGCGCAAUUGAGACAAACUGUAGAAAACUUUGUCGCCACUGCUGACGUAAGGAAGAUUUGA